Molecule: messenger RNA, 3031 nt
Organism: Electrophorus electricus (electric eel)
Lineage: Eukaryota; Metazoa; Chordata; Actinopteri; Gymnotiformes; Gymnotidae
Gene: pkdcca
Product: protein kinase domain containing, cytoplasmic a
Biological process (GO): skeletal system development; peptidyl-tyrosine phosphorylation
Cellular component (GO): extracellular region
Molecular function (GO): non-membrane spanning protein tyrosine kinase activity; ATP binding
Source: RefSeq, a predicted model, not a curated record
CAGAAGCACAGGCGGUAGGUUAGUGCGGGUGAGUGCGGAGACCCUCGCGAGUUGGGCGUAACGAGUCCAGGGGUCUCGAGUGCGCGGAGGCAAGUGUCACCGUAAUCAUUCUUAAAUGGGGUGGAUCUUACGUCUAGGCAGCGGCAUUAAUCAUAACAGCAAGAUGAAGACGUGAGAGCAGCGCCUUCCACAUCCUUCGCACAAUCUGCGUCCCCUUUUUGCGAUCCUAAGAGCUUUUUACAUUACACAAUACAGCACCGAGCAGCUAGACUGCCUACAGCUGCGAGGCUGCUAGGCGGAGGCUGGAGAGGGAAACAAAGAUAUUUUUUGCUAGUAUUAAUAAUCUCAAACAAGAUGAAGCGCCGGAAGAUUGUUGUGGCGGCAGGGUUUUGCCUAUCCUUUUUUAUCGGAACGCUGAUGAAUUUGCUAUUCGUACCUGGAUUCGAGCACCACGGCGAAAGGGCGCAUCGCUACUACUACGAAAAACAGCAGCGCGUCGCGGACUCUUUCCAGUUUCACGUCGAUAACUUUGCACCCGCAGCAACUGUCGCCGAGGCGAAUCGUGAACCCACCGUCCCCGGCGGACUACAGGACCUCCAGACGCAGAUACGAGAGAGAUUAGACGAGGUUCUCCGGUAUGGCCAACGACAGGCACGCUGGGUUGGUCCCGGAGAUGCCGUGCGGCCACUGGAGCGAAGGAGACUCAUGGAUCUAGAACGGGCGAGCAGCUGGGAUUCAAAUAAAGGAUCAGAGAAAAAUGACAAUAAACAUGCGAACGCUCCAAGUCCGCUCUCUGCUGCAGAGGUUGCACCACCCAGAUCGCCUAAGCAUUUUACAAACGAACCGAUGCUUGGCUGCAGUAGUAUUGACAACGUGACCAACGUUCAGUACCUCGGGUCUGGCUACACAAAGGCUGUGUACAAGGCGGCUUUGAACAAGAGCUUUUCAGUAGCCCUGAAAUCAGUGGAUUUUGGAGGUCAUGAUAUGGAGAAUUGUGUUAAAAAAUACGGAUCGGCGAGUGACUGUUACAGGCUGGCAUCCUUCAAAAUUGUCAAAGAAAUGACACUGAUGGAGAGAUUGCAACAUCCAAAUAUUCUCAAGCUGUAUGGUUACUGUAACCAGGACAGCAAUGACAUCAAGGACACGGUGACAGCCAUCACGGAGCUGGGUAGCCCCCUGGAGAUGAUCCAGCUCCUGCAGACGCCCUGGGAGGAGCGGUUCCGGAUCUGUCUGAGCCUUGGCCGGCUGCUGCACUACCUGGCCCAUUCCCCGCUGGGCUCCCUCACCCUGCUCGACUUCAGGCCGCGCCAGUUUGUGCUGGUGGGCGGCGAGCUGAAGGUGACUGACCUGGACGACGCCAGCGUAGAGGAGACGCCGUGCUCACCCGCCACACCGGCCAACUGCCUCCUGGAGUUUCCGGCGCGCAACUUCACCCUCCCGUGCAGCAGGGGACGCUGCCAGGGCAUCAACGAGAAGAGGAACUUGUACAAUGCCUACAGGUUCUUCUUUACCUACCUGCUGCCCCACAGUGCUCCCCUUGCCUUGAGGCCACUUCUCGACAGGAUCGUCAACUCCACAGGGGAGCUGCUCUGGAGUACAGAUGAGACCCUCACUCACCUUGAGAAGGUGUUAGAGAUAUACAGGAAUGGACAUUACCUCACAAAUAACACUCAAACAUAUAAAACAGAGUAUAAACGGGUGGCGGAUGCCUCAAUAGCUGGAGAGAACUACCGCUGCUGGCCGUCCUAUCAGCACGACGGAUGCAUGCUGUCUGUCUAUAACAUCCACGAGGCCAUUGGUGUAUGCGACAGCCACGCCCAGUGCAGAGCUUUUGUCCUGACCAAUCAGAGCACAUGGACAGGUCACCAACUUGUUCUCUUCAAGACGGGCGCAGCCGGGAUGAGUGCGGCUAAUGGGAAGCUGACGUACAUCAGGCUGGCCAGCUGAGAGACGGAGAGAGGGACCGUAAGGAAGAGAGAUGGAGAGGAAGAUACGAGUAGACCCACAUCUCCCACACCUCCGUCUCCCCCCCUUCAUGGUCCUCCUCCACGAGGGAAUGGGGUGGGGGGUUGGCACUGGGGCAGGGUCUAAAGUGCAAUAGCCCCCAUCACCUGUCUGAGGCCCUCCACCUCUGAGGUUGUGAAUGUGGGAGCAAAUGUUUCAGGUUUGCGGGGAGGUCCUGCAAGUCAGACCUGCCAUGUGGUCAAGCUCUACGUGCUUGCCUUGGUAGGUCCUGCACCUUCAAAAGAUUUCCUCAGCGGGAAACACACAGCCGUCAGGGAUCUUCUUCGCCCUUCCCACCCUCCGUAUUUCUCUAAGUUCGCCCACAGCAUCUUCUCAUCUGUCUUUCUGCUUCCCUGCCUCCUUUCACAUAUAAAGCACAUCAGGUUUUUGUCAGCAGGGCUCGUAUAUGCAGACCUGUCGAACCCUCUCUCAUUACCCCACCACCUCCUUAAGUCAUCAGCACUUACAGGGUCGUUAUUUAUCAUGCUGGGCUUUAAAAUGCUUUCACUUUGAUUCCAUAUCUUUCUGAAUGGUUGCUAAUGUGGUACAAAGUAAUAGUACAACUUAAUGCCACAUGAAAAAAACAAAACAAAACUAUUUCAGUGGUGCCAGAAUAGAACUGUAAAACCUGUGAAAAGCUGUCAUGUUAAGAGACAGAGCUCAAAUUUGUUUUCCAGCAAAUUAUAGUUGUGUUGUAUGUGUGCACGGUGUAAAUGUAAAGAGUGUUGAAUGUUAGCUGCAAGUGCUUGGCCUGGCCUGGAGAGAAGAUGGGUGCUCCAGCUAGUGUCCGUCACCCCUUGUAAAAGGACAAACAAGGUGAUUUUCUCAGUGUAUGAAUUUCCCAAGGAAAUGUGAAGCCAAAUUUUACUUGACAGGUGAAGGAUUAAAUGAGUCUCUGCUUUCAGGGAAAGCAAUAAAAUGAAACUGUAGACAUGUACAUGGGUUGUGUUUUGUUUUUCUUAUGAAUAUGUAGUGUGCAUAAUGAAGCGAUAUUUUUGUAUGAAAAUAUAAAGGUCUUGUGACUUUA